Molecule: messenger RNA, 1443 nt
Organism: Naumovozyma dairenensis CBS 421
Lineage: Eukaryota; Fungi; Ascomycota; Saccharomycetes; Saccharomycetales; Saccharomycetaceae
Gene: SIP5
Product: Sip5p
Exons: 1
Coding region: 1-1443 (480 amino acids)
Cellular component (GO): cytoplasm
Source: RefSeq, a predicted model, not a curated record
AUGGGUAACGUUCCAGGUAAAUUGGAUCAAGACAAUAUAUAUUUUAACCAAAGUGGGAGAGGAGCAGGUACGCAAUCCAACAAUGCCUCGCCGGAGAAAAAUAGGAUUACCAGGAACAGGCGUGCAGUUUCUUUAGUUAACAGUGUCUUAGCAACUAGUAGGACAAGUACUAAUCUCUCAGAUGAAGCCAAUCCCAAUAAGAGAAGAAGUACAAGAGAAAGAGAGGCUCUAAAAGAGGAACAUGCUAAGGGAUUAGUAGUGAAAUAUAAUGAGACAGUGGAUGGUGGUUAUCUGGCACCCUAUGGUGUUUAUAGUGUGGAAAAAUUAGAUUAUGAUGUACAAAUCGUUAAAAAACUGAUUGUUGAUCGAAAAUUAGCACCGUUUUACACUCCUUUACAGGAUUUUGAUAAGUCUUGGACCAAAGAAGAAGUUAUCAAGAUAAUUAAUGGAUUACCUUUACAUUCAACUUUUAGUGACUGUAUCGAAGAAUUCGAUGGUGUCCCAACGGGGAAUUUGAAAAGGGCAAAUUUUGAUGAUCUUAUAGAUAGAUCCCUCUCGAAGAAGGAACAAAGAAGAGAACAUUCCAAAAUUUUCAAGGCAAGAUUAUAUAAGAAAAGGGUACUGUGGCAAGAAGGUGAAAAUGAAUUGUUUUUGGAGAAAAAAAUAGAAUCAAGAAGCCCGAACUCUAAACCAAAUCAAUAUUUACCAAGUGAUGAUUUAAAAUAUGAAGUAUACAGAAAUGGUAAUGAAUGCCCAAUAUGUUUUUUAUAUUUCCCUGAACCUUUGAAUUAUUCAAAAUGUUGUUUGCAGCCAAUAUGUACAGAAUGUUUUGUCCAAAUAAAACGAUCUGAACCACAUUUCCCACAUGAAGAAAUAGACCCAAUGCAGCCCGCCGAAAGUGAAAGUGAAAAGGAUCCAAACCUUUUGACUUCUGAGCCUGCGACAUGCCCCUAUUGUGCCACUCCCGACUUCUCGAUUAUGUAUUGCCCACCAAAAACUAGAAGGACUGGACUAGGCGGUAUUCCACCAAUAGCUUUUAAAAGUGAUCAAUUAUAUAUUCCUGGAGAAAGUUCAAACUCAGAUGGUUCAGAUGAAACGAAUUUGCGUAGUAGAUCUAAAUCAGUAGAAGGAUCAGCUAUCAUUUCUGCAGAUUCUAUCCGUCCAGAUUGGGAAAAUAAGUUAAAGAAGGAAAGAAUGAGAUUAAUGAAAAGGUCCAAUAACGCCACAGCGAUACAUAUUAGUAAUAGAUUAGUUCAGCCGGAACAUAGAUCUAGAAACGGCUCAACCCCAGGAUCUUCCAGUCCAACAACAACAGGUGCUAAUGAAACAACUACGAUUAAUGAACUGGAAGAACAAAUGGUUGAAGAAGCAAUUAAAUUAAGUCUGGAAGAUAAUGGCACUAGUGGGAAAAAGAAGAAAAAGAGAUCUCAAACUCUUUCCUGA